Molecule: messenger RNA, 909 nt
Organism: Mytilus trossulus (common blue mussel)
Lineage: Eukaryota; Metazoa; Mollusca; Bivalvia; Mytilida; Mytilidae
Exons: 5
Coding region: 88-909 (273 amino acids)
Source: RefSeq, a predicted model, not a curated record
AUCACGUGAUAGUUGUAGGUUUACUGUUUACAUUCAAAUUUACUUCCUUAAUUCGAUUGUUCAAAGUUAUGUGAAAAUGGAAUAAACAUGGGGGAAGGUUCAAGUAAAUACCCCAUUCUCAGCAAAACAUUUCCCAAAUUGAAUAAAUUAAAUGAGUUAUUCAAAACCUUCAACGAUGACUAUCAGAAAUUGGUGAACGAAUUUCUUAGAGAACAAGAAAAAACGCAUGCUGAAAAUAAAGAAUUAAAGCAUGAAGUUGUAAAACUACGCGAACAUUAUUCCAAAUUGCAGCAAACAAAACCAAACGAACCGAAUAAUACUUCUAAACCGAAGAUCUAUCGUGCAACCUCAGUUGAUGGAAAAUUGCUCAGUGAGUGCCUAGAUCAACAAACGAAUCUCGAAACUGAAAUAAAAAGUUUGCAGAAACAUCAGGAAAAACUCAAUCAAGAAAUAAAUAAACUGGAAAGAGAAAUACAGAUCCUUUCAAGUGAAAAAGAGAGUGCACUGUCAAGAUUGAGCAAAAUUGCUGGUAUUCAAUUAACAAAAGGAAACAGUGAAAUCGCUGACCUUAGUGAUGCUAAUAGACCAACUAAACUUGGUGAGAAAUGGUCCAGUUUGUAUACUGAUGAGUGGUCAGAGGCAUAUGAUGAAAUAACGAUGAAACGCACAAUAAAAAAUGAGAACUGCAGAGUAGAGAGAGAGCUAUUUGAAAUUGCGAAGAAAUGUUACACCACUUGCGUAGACCUAGAACGAAAACAGAUGACAGACAUAAAAAAGCAUGCAUGGGAUAUAGCCUGCUGUUUACAUCAACAGCCUGACCAAUUAGUUGAAGCAGCACAAACAACACUCUAUUUCAAGAUGGAAGAAGAGAAAAAGGUAAAUAAUGUUACUCAAAAUUAUCAAUUUUAG